Macadamia integrifolia is the source of this 801-nucleotide messenger RNA. RefSeq names its product coiled-coil domain-containing protein 1-like. The transcript has a single exon. The record is from RefSeq and is a predicted model, not a curated record. NCBI's taxonomy places the organism in Eukaryota, Viridiplantae, Streptophyta, Magnoliopsida, Proteales, Proteaceae. Bases 1 to 801 code for a protein of 266 amino acids.
AUGGAUCCAGAUACUCCCAUUCACUCCUCUACUGGAUUGGUGCACUCCUCUACCAGAUCGGUGAAUCUCAUAGAUGGGAAAGAAGAGUCCCAGAUUGAUCCUACAACUCUCGUUGUACCAACAAUAGAAGAUGUCAUGCUAGACAUGAUCAGGGCAAUGGUGGUAUUGACUAUUGGAGAAAUGAUCUCAGAUGAAAUACACCUAAUCCAUAUAGGUGGAGAGAGUGACAGUGAUGACAGUGAUACUGAAAUAGUGAAUGCUAUUAGAAGAAAUGUGCCCGAUGUGGAUCCAACAGAUAUCAUUCUCCCAAUUUUCCCUUCUAAUGAUGAUUCAGAGGAAGAAGAAGAUAGGAAUGAGUAUCACUUAAUCCAUAUAGGUGGAGAGAAUGAUAGUGAUACUGAAGAAAUUUGUGUAAUAGUGAAUGCUAUUAGAGGAAAUGUACCCGAUGGGGAUCCAACAUAUAUCAUUCGCCCAAUCUUUCCCUCUGACAAUGAUUCAGAGGAGGAGGAAUACGAGGAUGAAGAUAUAGAAGGUGAUCAAGAAUCAGGAAAUGAAGAUCUAGAAGGAGAUCUUGUUGAAAAAGACAAAGAAAAUGAAGAUCUAGAGGAGGAAUUUGGUGAAGAAAACGAAGAUAAUCAAGAUUCAGAAAGUGCAUAUUUUGAAUUUGAGUUUGAAGAGGACAAUGAAGAAGAGAAUCCCUCCUGUGACAAUGUACUAUACUUACUGAAUCAAAUGUGUGAAGAUAUGUUAGUAACUGAGAAAGUGUUGAGGAAAGUGGCAGUCCGACAAGAAACUGUCUAA